AUGUUUUCCUCAAUCAGUACCCGCGAUCGACUGCGCACGUCCAUGUCCACUCGUUCCAUGCGGAGAGCUCGUCCAGUUCGAGAACCAGAGACAGUCAAUCCUGAAGUCGCCAAAGCUCAGGCGAAGGCGGCUGCAUCACGGGCGAUGCGCUCAAGCGCAUCCUCGACGGAAUCCAAGGCUUAUGAUCGACUGGGGGGCCUGGCGCAGAUAGCAAUUCCCAGAAGACGGCCGGGCUCAAGUCUUCAGCAUACAGAAGACGAUACUUCCGUUUAUGCCGCAUCCAUUGCACCUCCUUUCACGCCCCGUCAAUCUACGGAGAAGCCUUGCACAAAUCGAGGCCAUGCACUCGAAGACUCUGCCGUAUUGCCGCCAAUCACCGAGCUGCAAGGACUAGAUGGACGCGAUAGCUCGGUGCCUUCAUCGUAUCGCCGGCUGCGCAAGGCCAAGUCCAUGUUCUCAACCCGAGCCAGGUCUUCUCAUGUGCCGUUUGGACCACCGUCGAUGUCCCCGAGAAAUGCCUGUGAAUUGGAGCGCAGCCCGGAAAUCGAGUUACCCCGGACCCUGCGGCCCUCCAUCUCUUUUAUUGGGGGACGUCGCCACGGCAAUCGAGCAAUUCGACAUGCCAAAAGCCAUGAUGCGGCCAUUCAGCUCGCUCGUGACCAGUUCAUGGAUGAAGCUGAAAGCCCUGUCGCCCAGGUCAGACGCUCGUCAUUCUUCGUCCGACGCAAGAGAGACCACAAGCCGUUUCGCAAAACUUUCCGGGUCACCAGCGAUACUGGACCGGACUCUACAUCGGAGCAUGUUUCUCGAUGGGCCUCGCGCAGCAGAUCCCGAACUUUCUCUUCAUCAAUCAAGAGUGGUCUCCGGCGCGUCUUCGGAUUUUCCAAACCUGCCGAGCGGGAGCAGUCCGAGUUCAGCCUCGGCGAUGAGAAUAUUUCAAUCGCCACGCCAGAGACCAUGGUUGUCAAUCGUCCUGUUGAGUGCACUUUGGGCGGCAACAUGGACAUGGACCAGUGUUUCGGGUCCAGUCCUUUGCCAGAAGAGUCCCCAGGAGGUGACAGCCUAUGUACAUCCAAAUCCCGCGUGACUAGUUGGGCAGAUUCCUCUGUCGCAAAUACUUUGAUGACACGAAAGACCCAACAUCGCCAGUCCCUUUCUCUGAUUGAAGAACAUGGCGAUCUGAACAAGCAAUUGCCCCAAGUACCUACUGAUCGCACUCGCAGUCAGCUUCCCGUAUGCGAGGGUAAUAUUCACGAAUUGGACAAGGAGCUCAAUGUCGGUGGAUUCAACACUUGGGCUGAUUGCAACGGCUUGUAUUCGGCAUUGAUGCAGCAGAUUAGACGGCAGGCUGUGCACACUCCUGAUGAAGACAUCGUCUUUGGAACGGUCCCGGAACAUCGCGCCAUCCCAGAGCGCACAUCUUCGGUAUAUUCACACCGCAGCAGACGCACUAUUCGACACAUUCCAAGUGUAGAAUCAUCAACAGCUGGAUCAUUUGCAACUGCUCGUGUCGGUAAAUCGACGUCUCCAAAGCGGCGCCAACCAGGGCCCGUCGAAUACAUUUCUGGCAAGACUUCUCAGCGCAUGUCUGGCCAAGAGAACCAUCCACCAACCGAUACCUCCUUCGCGGAGUAUUCCCCGCAUUCACCCUUCGUUAUUUGUGAGGAUCCGGAUGAGGAUUCUGGGAGCGUUGUUAUUGCUCGUUCCGAGGCAUUGAGAACGGCAACCGAGUCUCCCAGUGUCUACUCACGAACGACUAGUGGCAAUACCCCCACGAAAGGAUCGUCUAGUUGCGUGGCCAGUUUUAUCGAUGGUGAGACAGGAACUGCGACCAUAUUUUCGUCCGAGCGAACCACAUACAGCUCGCCAACUCGCACUAACGGCUCGAUGACAAGUACACCGGUGCGGCCCAGCGCAGACUGGCAAAAGUGGAUGAGCUCCCAGAUCGAGAGAAUCGAGCAGAGAAGCCCAACCAGAGAGCACAUCCGGGAGGAUGCACAGUUCGCAGACGACGAUGAUGAGAUCUUCAUGGGGAUGCUGAAACGGACACCGGUACCACGCUCGGAAAUGGCUGUUGGGCCCUACGUUCCAGAAAACGAGAGAUGCAAUGAUUCCUUGCCACAAGCGGAGCCCAGGUCCCUAGUGCAGAACAAUUUCUCUCGUCCAUUCAGUCGAGCGUCAAGCGUACGAACUAUCUUGCCGUCGCAGAAGGUCCAGCCUCUUGAGCCGAUGGAAAAUAUGCCUAGCCCUUCGGAGGCUGAUAGCAUGUCUAACCCUGCUGUCUUGGAUGCUUCGCCGAAACCUGCCCGUGUUCUCAGCGGGUGGAUGCGGUCACCAAUUCGCGUGAGAUCUUCCAACAUGCAGGCGCCUCCAGACUCACCAACUCCUCGCAGGGAUGGCCCCGAGUCACAGAAGCGAAUGUGGACACAGGAACAGUAUCGACGAUAUUCUGCUCGACGCCCAAUCGCCAAUGGGAAGCCGAAUUCAUUUCGGUCCACGCGCAGCUACCGUGAUUCGCGUGGAAUGAACAAUGAGAACACCCGCCAGCAGGAGGAGCAUGAAGACAUGAUAAACGACUACCACAAACUCCAGGACAUUCAUUCAACCAUUUCGAGCAAGCGCAUGGUGGAGAUGUUUUUGGACAGUCGGCGCCAGCAGAUGGGGAGGGAAGCUUCUGGGAGCACAGCUGCAGGCGGGGCGUUUAUUUGA
Penicillium subrubescens is the source of this 2709-nucleotide messenger RNA. RefSeq lists its product as uncharacterized. Bases 1 to 2709 code for a protein of 902 amino acids. The transcript has a single exon. Lineage: Eukaryota; Fungi; Ascomycota; Eurotiomycetes; Eurotiales; Aspergillaceae. The record is from RefSeq and is a predicted model, not a curated record.